CCACGCCCGCCCGGACUUCUGCGCAGUCCCUGCCCCUCGAGGAAGCGCGGCCCGCGCGGUUCCAGCCGGGCGGAGGCCGGGAACCUGGGCUGGAAGCGAUGCUGCGCUGGGGCCCCGCUGCCCCGGGUUGGACACCGCCGAUGCCCGCCCGCCUGUCGGCGCGCUACAGGGAGCACGGGCGCCGCUGGCCCGGCCUCGGCUUUUUGAAAAUUUCCGGGGCCGCUCCGCGGCGCUGCGAUUGGCCGCGUCCCGGUAACCUCUAUGCAAAUGAGGCCGCGCCGCCGCCGCGCCGCCGGGGACCGGGGAGCCGGCGGGCAGAGCAGGGGCGUCCGCGCUGGGGCCGGGCGGGCGCACCCAGAGCCCGGCGGGCAGGGACCCCGGCGCAGCCGUCCGGAGCCCGCGCGUCCCCCGCGCGGCGGGGUCGUCUCGCCAGCCUCGCCGCCCCCUCCCCCUGCCUCCCUCCCCGCCCCUCCCCCCGCCUGCCUUCCCGCACCACCUUCCCCUCCGACCGUCUCUAAAGGGAGUUGUUGGUUUCCUCCGAUUUCUUAUGAACCCAGGAUGGGCAGCAAGGAAGAUGCGGGCAAGAGGUGUCCGGCGGCCGGCGGCGUCUCCAGCUUCACCAUUCAGUCCAUCCUGGGCGGGGGCCCCUCCGAGGCACCGCGGGAGCCCGCCGGCUGGCCCGCCAGGAAGCGCAGCCUGUCCGUGUCCUCGGAGGAGGAGGAGCCGGACGACGGCUGGAAGGCGCCCGCCUGCUGCUGCCCCGACCCGCACGGCCCCCAGGAGCCCGGCCCCCAGCACCACCCCCCCAUCCCCUUCCCUUGCCUGGGUGCCCCCAAGGGCAGCGGCGGCGCGGGGCCGGCGAGCUCGCCACACCUGCCUUUCCUUUCUCCUUCGCACCCGGACUUUAAGGAAGAGAAGGAGAGGCUCCUGCCCGCGGGCUCGCCUUCGCCGGGCCCUGAGCGGCCGCGGGACAGCGGCGCCGAGCGGCCGGCGGGCGCCGCCAAGAAGAAGACGCGCACGGUCUUCUCGCGCAGCCAGGUGUACCAGCUCGAGUCCACCUUCGACAUGAAGCGCUACCUGAGCAGCUCGGAGCGUGCCUGCCUGGCCUCCAGCCUGCAGCUCACCGAGACGCAGGUCAAGACUUGGUUCCAGAACCGGCGCAACAAGUGGAAGCGGCAGCUCUCGGCCGAGCUGGAGGCGGCCAACAUGGCCCACGCGUCGGCGCAGACUCUGGUGGGGCUGCCGCUGGUGUUCCGGGACAGCUCGCUGCUGCGCGUGCCCGUGCCGCGCUCGCUCGCCUUCCCCGCGCCGCUCUACUACCCCGGCGGCAACCUCUCGGCCUUGCCGCUCUACAACCUCUACAACAAGCUCGACUACUGACCGCGCGCCCCGCGCCCCCGCCGCCCCCGGCCCCCGGCCCCCAGCCGCGCGCGAGCCUGGCGCGCGCCGCCCGCUCCCAGGGCUGCUCCCCGGCUCCGGAGCAGGCGGCGUGUUGCCAGAAAUAUUAAGAAAUACACCGUGUGUAUUCAUUCUCUCGUAUUUAUGGCCUCGCCCUCCUCUUUCGUGGUGACUGUUUUGGGGUCUUAUCGGCACGCCUCAGGCCAGACCUGCCUUCUGCCCCAAACCAACCAGGAUGCUCCGGACACCCAGGUGGCAGGGGUGUCUGGACUCCUGGGGUGGCGGGCAAGGGAGUUCCGGCCAAACCGGCGUUGAUCGGUAGGAAAAGCCAACCAAACAAACAGGAAAACACCACCAAC
Messenger RNA from Myotis daubentonii (Daubenton's bat), 1757 nucleotides. RefSeq names its product H6 family homeobox 2 (gene HMX2). Gene Ontology annotation, cellular component: nucleus. Gene Ontology annotation, biological process: regulation of transcription by RNA polymerase II. Gene Ontology annotation, molecular function: RNA polymerase II transcription regulatory region sequence-specific DNA binding; DNA-binding transcription factor activity, RNA polymerase II-specific. The record is from RefSeq and is a predicted model, not a curated record. Lineage: Eukaryota; Metazoa; Chordata; Mammalia; Chiroptera; Vespertilionidae.